Messenger RNA from Leguminivora glycinivorella, 4854 nucleotides. RefSeq lists its product as uncharacterized. Lineage: Eukaryota; Metazoa; Arthropoda; Insecta; Lepidoptera; Tortricidae. Gene Ontology annotation, molecular function: signaling receptor binding. Bases 630 to 1406 code for a protein of 258 amino acids. The record is from RefSeq and is a predicted model, not a curated record. The transcript is spliced from 5 exons.
UGGAAAGGGUGUAGCAAAACAUUUGUUUACAAACAUCUUACAUUACUGGUGAUAACAUCCGACAUUUACAUUUUUUGCCAAUUUGGAACAAACUAUUCUUUACCGAAUGUUGUUAACCGUUUUCGAGUAUUUCGUAAAAAGUGCCCACACGCACGCCACUAUUUGCGGGCAUAGUCUGGGGCGCGCAAAAUUCGAUGUUGUAUGCCGAUGAAAAACACGUAGCUAAUGGCGCCGGGUGGAUCUAAUAGGCCCUUCUCUCACCAUAACAAUGAGGUUGCUGAACGCAACCAAAUACUUGUCAAAUGUCAGUGUCACUUGUGAAUUUGCCCCUGGCAAUUCGUAAAUUUAUUUCAUCUCAUAAUUUUAUUUAUAUUAAAUUAUUAUCUUGUAUCCAGUUACGUUGUGUUGUGUGUAUGGUUAUUUAAUUUUAUUUUCUAUUUUACAUCUUCAGUGUUCAUCGCGCAUUUGUGAAAACGGACUCGGAUGUACAUUAUAUUAGACUCUUAAUUGGGGCAGAGUAAAAUGUUGACUAUAAAUUGAAUUUUCUGUUUGAAGAUACAUUCAAUGAGUCAGUGUCUUCAAUAUUAGAGCGAAAAGUUAGGGGGUGGUUGAGUGGAGUGAUUGAUGACAUGCGCCGCAGCAGCCCUGUGCAGCAGUGGCUGGACUCCCUCCCGGCCGACGAUGUUGACCAUGACACUGACAAACAAGAUGAAGAGACCCUUAAAGAAGUAAAUACAGAUGAUAGCAAAGCUGAAACUGUCACUGAUAACACCGUUGUUGAGGCCACUGAUAAAGUACAAGAAGAACGAAACUUAGAUGUACCUAGUCCUAAAGAUUGGAAAAGAAAAUCAUUAGAAAGUGGGGUGCUGACUAGUGCACCUCCAGGCAAUGUUAGGAAAAGGUUACAGAGAGAUCAUUCUGUUCAGUCAGAGGGUUAUUCACCUAAAUUGAAAAAUCCACUUCUAAGAGAUUAUUCCCUCCAGUCUGAUGCCAGUGGAUCUAGUGGCAGUUCGGUUCUGAAUGUGCUUGGAGCGAGAAAAGUGGAUGCCGAGUCUGUACUACUGGCCUUGGGGUUUGGACCUAGUGAGAAACAACAGAAGCUACAAAGGAUACCUGAUAGAUUUUUAGUUCCAUCUAAAUUAAAAGGCAUAAGUACUGAUAAGUUUAUUAAAGAUGAGCAACAUUCCAUGCGCAUGCAUGACUGUGGUGUGUUUGGGUACCGAGGAUUGACUGGGAAUCCCCAUGUACCACCGUCGACAAUUGUAGCUAAGAUAAUGGAGUGCAUCUUGCAGGACGACGUGUGUCGCGAGGAGGCCAUGUUGAAAGCGCGGCAUUCCAUCGCGGACAUGCGCAGUCCGCUCGCCGCGCACGUUGUGGCCGCGCGACACUCUCGCGCACACCAUUAAUCAUAGACACUAACCAGGGUUCGAGGAUAUAUAUCAAGAUAUAUAUCCGAUAUAUAUCCAGCGGCGUUCGACGAUAUAUAUCAAUGGAUAUUAAUAUCCGAUAUGUAUCAUUUGUUUAUAAAUAUUGCAAUACAAAAAUGGUUUUAAAAAAUGUAACAUUGUUAAAAAUAUCGUUUUUUUUGUGUUUGUUACUGAUUUUUUUACUAAAUGUUAUAUUUUUUGGUAGAAUUUUCCUUAUCUCAAGUUGUUUUCAUAAAUAGUGCAACAAAAUAAUAAUAUGCCUUCCAUACAAAAUUGAUAUAUAUCAAAGUUGAUAUAUAUCCGAUAUAUAUCAUAAAUAUCCGAUAUUUUAAUAUUUAUUAUGAAUGUCGGAUAUUUUCGAACCCUGCCACUAACCCAGUAGAAGGCAACUUUGGUCUUAAUACCACAUGCACAUGGGUAUUUUGAAAACAAAAAGUCAACUUCAUCAUCAUCAUCACCUUACAAUGGUAUAUCUAAGCGGCCGGGGCGCGGAAAACUAUCUGAACGCGCCUUAUCGCCUCAACAGUUGAGGCAUGAUCAGAUAUUUGUGGGUACCUUGACCGCUCCGAUAUAUCUUAUGACGACUGUCCAUACUUUUUGUGCAAUUCUAAAACCCAUACCAAGUAUAUCCCAAUGACCGAAGUUACCCUCCAAUAUCGUUCGACUUCUUAGCUUUUAAUGGGGCUUAUUACCGUAAGCACCAGAGGGUGCCCCUCAUUAAGCCCAGGGGUGGGUACUGGGACUACCGGGAUAUUGUUGGCCAUUUUUAUUUAAGUGGGUUAAAGAAACAGUGAUCAUGCGCUUGAGACUGCAUACUUGGAUACAUAAUUUUAAAAAUCGCUGGCGUACAUAAUUAUCAUUUGUUUGUAAGUCAGGGGUGCCCUCUGCUAUUUAACUAUUAUGUGAUUCGAUUUUAAGUUCAUUGACCUUAUCAAAAUGUGACGUUUCCUAAGACCACAAAAUCUUUAUUCUUUUCUUUCUUUAUUCUUUAGUCAAGUCUCUUACCAUAAAGCGAGAUUUGGCUCGUAUCUUUAUACGAAUAACCAGUCAUAGAGCGUCCUUAUGCCAAAUGGCGAUAUGGUACGUUCAUUUUGAUUAUUUUAGCUUUGUGUAGGAUAAGCACGAAUUACAAAAUGCAUUUUUCGCACAAUUAAGCACACAUGCAUGUGCAGUGUUAAUUACGUGUGUGAUUCUGUGACUCUGGAAAAUCAUAAUUUUCCAGAAUCACACACGUAAUUAACACUUAUGGGCCAAAAUUGUUUUCUUUGUCUAAUUUCGGACCACCCUUUCACUCGUCUAUUUUGCUUUAUCUCAAAUACAUAAAACAGUUUAGUAAUAUUGCUGCAGUCUUUCCAGCUAUAGAUGUCCCUUCGUCACAUUUUUUGAGGACAAAAUACAAGAGUUCGAAAACUUUUUUGACCCUUAAUAUAAAUAUUUUCGACAGUUCCUACAAUCUCCAUGUAAGCACAACUUUUCUAACUACUUCUAACUUGCAAUCCUUCAAAAUAUUGUACAGGUAGUGUAAUGGGCUCAUUAUAGGUAUCUUUACAGUCUGACCAAAAAGAGUAGAAAUUAAAAAGUGCCAACAUCGUAGUGUCGUCUCGUUUUCUCACACAUAUUGGUUUGAAAGGGAUGGCACUGGCAGUACAAUGUUGCCAGUUUUUUAUUUCUACUCUUUUUAGUCAGACUGUACUAUUGUCCUUCGCAUUUUGUUAGUUGCUUGAUUUGUUUUUAAUUGUUUGUUAACUUUUUUAGAAUUUAACAUAUUUUGUAGCAACAAUAUCGUGAAAUUUCGUUUACUUCAAUGACAGUGACCGUGACUUAUUUAAUUUAUAUUUAUUGAAUUCAACUAUUAUAAACUUAAAAUAUUAUUAUUUUAUAAUUAAACGUAAUAGACUGAAUAUUCAGUGUACCUAGUACUUAUAUUAUUGAAAAGUGAACUUAAAAAGAAACUCGAGCUACUUUAACUAUUUACUUAAAAUAUAUUCGCAUAAUACUUGCCUCGAUAAUAAUAAUGUAGGUAAAUAAAUAGAAGAAAAUAUUUUACUAUUGUUAGGGAGAUCUGAAUAUUACAGUAGAUUUGUCUCAUGCUACUUAAUCUCGAAAAUAAUAAUUAUAAUAAAAAACAUUUAUUGCAGUUAAAAGACCAAUAAUAUUCCAGAGAAUAUUUGGCCAUUUUUAAUGUCCUUAGUUUUUCACUUUUUGAUUGUUUAGUUAUUAGAAACAAUAAUAAUGUAUUCUAUUACUGUAAUGACUAUUGAAAUAAUUAUGGAAACAUAAAAAUGUGUUAUGUUUAAUUAAUAACGAAAAUACUUAAUAGACUCACACAAAACCUAAUGUUAAUUUAUUUUCUUGUCUUAACGAUUUCACCGUACGAUGUUCCUUAAAUAUUUAACAUUUAACACAAAGUAAUAAUAAGAGUGUAAAGUAUAACAGAGUAAUCACUGAUUUCAGCGUUUUGUUUGUAUUCGAUUUCUAUGUUAGGCAGAAGUUGUCAUAGGUUUUAAGUAGGUAGGUAACCUCGUAGAGUUCAGUGACCAAUUUCUUAACAUAUUUACGUUUCUUCAUCACAUCGGGUCCGGAUUUACAGACGCUGGUUGUCGUACCUACUACAUAAUCCGGACCAGUUGCGGUGUCUAAGCCCUUUUCAAAGUGGCCUUUAGAACUAUCAUAUCAAUGUCACAUGUUAUUUAUUUAAUGAAGUAUACGUAUAUUUUCGUCAUGUAUAUCUUUUGGCUGUGUAUAAACUUGUAUUCUGAUUUUGAUUAGUAAAACAAUACGUUUAUGUGCAAUAUGAUUGUGAUUUAAAAAUGUUGGCUCAAGAGUUUAAUUCUGUGUACUGCCUGAAUAUUACCGUGAAUUGUUUACCGUCAGUCAUAUUUAUUUUGUAAAUUGAAGUGUCUUAAUAAAAUGUUUAGGUACUGGCUAAGCCGACAAAUAGUGUAAUAAUGUCGUAAGCUCAGCAUAUUUAUAGUUAAGUACAUGAUCAAUUUGAAAACACUUUGGUGAUUUUAAGUCGGAUUAGUUCCUCCGAAAUGUUUAACUAAGAGGAUCAUUCUUACUAGAAAUAUUAGUGUAAAUACAAAUCAAUCUAUCGUGUGUACCUAAUAUUUAUUGGAGUUCUAUUGAAUUUUAAUAUGUGAAUUUAUUUACCAUAUUUCGAAACUUCUUGAAUGUACCUAUUUAUUCAUGUACUAUUUUCUGAUACUAAUAUAUUCUGCCACUUAAUACUAAAAGGAAUGAUGGCGUGUAUUUAUGAAAGAAGGUCUCUUUUCAUCUUAUUUGUGCCUUAAACUGGUAAAUUAAAUAUCUAUACAAUGUGACCAAAAUGCGAACAAAAAAGAAGUCACAGGUAGUGCAUAAUAUAAUUAUUUGAUCGGUUUGUUAACUUAAGUAUGAGUUUUGAACGUAUGCGGUCAGUGUACAU